This is a messenger RNA of Prunus armeniaca (apricot), 1326 nucleotides long. The record is from the annotation of a GenBank genome assembly. Lineage: Eukaryota; Viridiplantae; Streptophyta; Magnoliopsida; Rosales; Rosaceae.
AUGGAAUUUUUGUUUGCGGUGGAACCGCGUGGACUCAGUGGAGAUUUCAACGAUAUCUUGGAGGCUACCGAGAAAAAGGGAGGCAACCCCCGUUCAGAAAGGAGUUAUCCCCAUACAUGGCGAAAUAGACGGGAGAAUGGUUUGAUCCAGGAGAGACUUGAUAGAGGUCUCGCCUCUGAACCUUGGCUUCGGAAUUACCCGGAAGCUCGAGUGAUGCAUGUGGCCUUGGCGGGUUCAGACCAUGCGGCUCUUCUGCUUACUACGAAACCUUCUACCACCCGUUGGCACCGCAGAUUUGUUUAUGAUUCACGGUGGGGUCGUCAUACCCGAUGCAAAGAUGUUGUAUCAGAAAGAUGGCAGAAGUAUUUUCCAGGGUCCCGGGGAGACCAACUUAUUGGGAAACUAGGCUGGGUGCGGACAGGUCUUGUCCAGUGGUGGAGACAAGAAGGACGCAACUCUUCUGAUCAUAUUAGUCUUAUUCGAAGGCAACUGCAAUCUGCCUACACCGAUCAGGAUUUUGAUGGCUCUAGGGUGAGAGCUUUGGAGCAGGACCUCAAGGAUGCUCUUCGCAAGAAGGAGCUCUACUGGAAGCAAAAAUCACGCAUACAAUGGUUGAAUGAAGGAGAAAAGAACACGAAAUUUUUCCACUCCAAAGUGAUGGCUUGUCGUCGUCAAAACCAUUUAACGGGCUUGGAGGAUGCAACUGGUGUCUGGUAUGAGAAGGAAACUGAUAUUCACGCUAUUACUGUCUCCUACUUUCAAGACUUGUUCACCACCAGUCAGCCAUCACGCAUCAAUGAAGCAGUGGAUUGUGUCAGCAAACGAAUCACUGAGAGCGAGGGCUCCCUAUUGCUUAAGGCUGUAACACAGGAGGAGGUUUUCGACACUGUAAAGAGCUUGAGUCCCUCAACCUCUCCAAGGCUUGACGGAUUCACAGGGGCUUUUUUUCAACAUCAUUGGGCUGUGGUUGGUACUGAUGUCUUUCGACUAGUUCAGAGUUUCUUUCACUCUGGCAAGCUACCUAGACAGCUUAAUCACACACUUAUCACCCUUAUCCCCAAAAUUCCGAAUCCCCGAAAUAUGAAGCAGUGGAGACCAAUUUCUCUUUGUAAUGUGAUUUAUAAAAUUAUCUCAAAAAUUCUUACCAACCGUUUGAAAACUGUGUUGCCGCAGAUUAUUAGUCCGCACCAGUCAGCUUUUGUGGCAGAAAGGCAGAUCACGGACAACAUCUUAGUGGUGCACGAGAUUCUUCACUCUCUACAACGGAGUAAGCGCUCAAGCUUGAUAUGGCGAAAGCCUUUGACCGUGUUGAAUGGCCUUUCCUGA